AACAGGAAGGGCAAAGAGGAUAUCGAGGAAUUUAAUAGGAUAUCUCUUUUAACCUUUCACGUUCUAAUCAACACUGAUAAAGUUGGAUUUUCAUGGUCGGCAUGGGAUAAACAUCCAAAAUCAAAGCAAUAUAAAAAACAUCGCACUAUAUUUUAAAUAACUACGGGGGCAGACUCGGGAGCAAGUAAAAUCUGUCUCCACCACCCUCCCUUGGAUGGGAAGUCAAGAGAUAUUUCCAUGUAUUCAUUUCAUUUCCAAUAAGUCCAUAAUUUUUAAAAUUGCAGAUACCCCAAAAGUCAAGCUAAAUCCUGAAUGGAAACUAUUAAAUGCCAAUAAUAUUGUAGCUAUCCAGAUUCAGACAACAAAUUCUAGAAAGAAAAAUUCAAAGCAAUAUCAAAUUAGUCGUCACUUACAUGGGUUAUUGAAUUUGGUCGUAUAGGAUGGCUUCUAGGCACUCCGACUUGACUGUAAAAGGCAGUGGGAAACCGCUUGAUGCAGAGGUGGUAUUGUAUGUUGUGAUCAAAAUCCUUGAAGAGUUUCUGCUUAUUUGUACAGCAGUUGUGAAUACGAGUGUCAAUUAGUUAAGCGAGGAUGGAUAGGUCGACAUGGACUCUGGUUUUGGUUAACCUGGCGGGAAUAAUGGAGAAGGCAGACGAGGCCUUGUUGCCUGGGGUGUACCGUGAGGUGGGGCUGGCAUUACAUACAUCUCCAACAGGGCUUGGCUCUCUCACUCUAUUGAGAUCAUUGACCCAGGCCGCUUGUUUUCCUGUGGCGGCAUAUCUUGCGGUUCAUCACAACAGAGCCCAUGUGAUUGCUUUGGGGGCAUUCUUGUGGGCAUUUGCUACAUUUCUGGUUGGGAUAUCCACUACUUUUCUUCAGGUAGCAGUGUCAAGGGCAUUGAAUGGGAUUGGGCUUGCAAUAGUUGUGCCUGCAAUUCAGUCACUUGUGGCUGAUUCAACAGAUGAUGGAAAUCGUGGAAUGGCUUUUGGCUGGCUGCAAUUUACUUCCAAUAUUGGGACUAUACUCGGAGGUCUUGUUUCUGUUUUAUUGGCUGCAACAACAGUAAUGGGAAUUCCUGGCUGGAGGGUAUCUUUUCACCUAGUUGCAGUACUAAGUGUUUUGAUUGGAAUUUUUAUUCGACUAUUUGGGGUGGACCCAAGGUUUUCAAAUGGUGCAAUGCCAACAUUGGAGAAUAAUGAAAUGAAAGGUGUUUCACCAUUACGGUCAAAUCUGAAGACGCUAAUUCUAGAAGCAAAGAAAGUAAUGCAUAUUAAGACUUUUCAGAUAAUUGUAGCACAAGGAGCCGUAGGAUCAUUUCCUUGGUCAGCACUUUCAUUUGUACCUAUGUGGCUAGAACUCAUUGGGUUCUCUAAUCAGAAGACAGCUUUUCUUAUGGGUAUUUUUGUUGUUGCUGGUUCCUUGGGUGGAUUGUUUGGAGGGCGAAUGGGUGACAUUCUUUCUAGAUAUCUUCCAAAUGCUGGCAGGAUAAUCCUUUCUCAGAUAAGUUCAGGUUUGGCUAUACCUUUGGGAGCAGUUUUGCUGCUAGUUUUACCUGAUGAUCCAUCUACUGGUGUGGCACAUGGAUUUAUGUUCUUUAUCAUAGGAUUUUGCAUAUCAUGGAAUGCCGCUGCCACCAAUAACCCUAUAUUUGCUGAAAUUGUUCCUCAGAAGUCCAGAACAAGCAUCUAUGCAUUGGAUCGAUCUUUUGAAUCAGUAUUAGCAUCAUUUGCGCCACCAAUAGUUGGCAUUCUUGCUCAACAUGUUUAUGGCUACAGACCUGUUCCUCAAGGUACUACUAAAGUUGCUGAGGUAGAAACAGAUAGGGAGAAUGCUGCUUCAUUGGCACAGGCACUUUAUACUUCUAUUGCUCUUCCGAUGGCUUUGUGCUGUCUCAUAUACACAUUACUUUAUCGCACAUAUCCAAAGGAUCGUGAUAGAGCACGUCUUGAAUCUCAGUUAGAAUUGGAGAUGGGGCAGAUUGGAAUUCACACACUGGAUUCACCUGAUUACCUUAGUGUUCAAACUCAUGAGCAGGAUGACGAUGAUGAGAAGAGAUUGCUUGUUCUAGAGACAAGAGAGGCAGAACAUAUGCUCACAAAUGAUAUUUAAAUAACUUAAGUGAAGAACUUCAAUCCGAUGAAGUCCUGAAUGCAGUUCCUAUUCAGCUUGUAUAUUAUUUCAAGUUGUUUGUUGGCAAUUCAUGCAAUCCAUUGUUUUGACAUUCAAUCUGAUUCUUAAGCCAGAUUUAUGCUCUUUCAGUGCAAUCGGAAGCAACUCUGGCUGAUUGCUGUGUAUGUGGAAUUGUAUUCCAUGUGCUUGCCUUAAAAUAUUUGGAUCAAAUUCUUUGUGGUGCUAAUAUCCCCAUCCUUCUUUUCUUUGAUGGAAUGGUUCAAUGUUCAUGUUAGUGUUUCUUUAGCAAGCCACCUUCUUGUGAUGUAACCAUGCCAGGUAUCAUAGAUUUUAUCUAUGAACAUUGGACCAUUCUGGAUGUAUUAUAUUAUGGUAAGUGCCUUCAUAUUGGUCCAA
This is a messenger RNA of Cryptomeria japonica (Japanese cedar), 2526 nucleotides long. RefSeq lists its product as uncharacterized. Gene Ontology annotation, molecular function: transmembrane transporter activity. Gene Ontology annotation, cellular component: membrane. The transcript is spliced from 4 exons. Lineage: Eukaryota; Viridiplantae; Streptophyta; Pinopsida; Cupressales; Cupressaceae. Gene Ontology annotation, biological process: transmembrane transport. The coding region runs from base 592 to 2109 and encodes 505 amino acids. The record is from RefSeq and is a predicted model, not a curated record.